This is a messenger RNA of Didymosphaeria variabile, 360 nucleotides long. RefSeq names its product DASH complex subunit dad2 (gene DAD2). Gene Ontology annotation, biological process: attachment of spindle microtubules to kinetochore; mitotic cell cycle. The record is from RefSeq and is a predicted model, not a curated record. Gene Ontology annotation, cellular component: mitotic spindle; mitotic spindle midzone; DASH complex. The coding region runs from base 1 to 360 and encodes 119 amino acids. The transcript has 2 exons. Lineage: Eukaryota; Fungi; Ascomycota; Dothideomycetes; Pleosporales; Didymosphaeriaceae.
AUGGCAUACCCUACGCGCACACUCCCCUCGCACAUUCGCAGCCAGUCCAGCUCCCUCGGCGGAUCACAGCCCCCCGGUCAAUCGCCCGUUCUUCUCGCCCGCAUCGCAGAGAAGAAAGCCGAGCUUGCCUCUCUCAAAGACCUGCAAGCUCUCAGCGCAGGCCUCGCCGACCAGAUGCAGACGCUGGCCGAGAAAUUGUCGACGCUGUCCGACGGCACAGAAGCCAAACUCCCCAAGCCGAAAGAGGAAGACGAUGCAGAGAAGAAGACCGAAACGGAGCUGCCGCUUCCCCAGACGCUCGUCAGAAUUCCCACGCAGCAUGCGCCCGCAGUGUUGCCCCACCCGACUCCAGAAGAUUGA